Bombyx mori (domestic silkworm) is the source of this 1776-nucleotide messenger RNA. RefSeq names its product protoporphyrinogen oxidase (gene Ppox). The transcript has 2 exons. Lineage: Eukaryota; Metazoa; Arthropoda; Insecta; Lepidoptera; Bombycidae. Bases 172 to 1539 code for a protein of 455 amino acids. The record is from RefSeq and is a predicted model, not a curated record. Gene Ontology annotation, molecular function: protoporphyrinogen oxidase activity, oxygen as acceptor. Gene Ontology annotation, biological process: porphyrin-containing compound biosynthetic process.
UCUUAAAUGACAUUUGACAUGAUUCGAAGCGAUUAGCGAAUCUAAAACGGUUAACUUUCGGCUACCUUCAUAUUGUUUUAAUAAUAUCAAAGAAAGCCGGCGAGUCUUAUUAAUUAAAUUAAUACAUAAAUAUAAUCCUACAGUUUCUUACCAGAGUUAAAUGAGAAGACAAUGGCCGCUAUACUUGGCGGUGGGCUGGGUGGUCUCUCUACAGGCUAUUAUUUGCUCAAAAACAAUUUAAAUUCUAACAAUAAUUUAAAACUGUACCUUCUAGAGGCUACUAAUUACUGCGGCGGAUGGAUUAAAUCCAUAAGGACAAAGGAUUACGUUUUUGAGCAAGGCCCAAGAACUAUACGGCCCAAAGGAGUUACCGGGCUUAAUACACUGAAUAUGAUACAAGAUUUGGGCCUUAGCGAGCAUAUAUCACCUAUAAAACCGGACCACCCUGCCGCUAGGAACAGAAUGAUAUACGUAAACAAUAAUUUGUAUUUAUUGCCUUCAAGUUUAAAAGGUGUAUUCCAAAAGAAUGAGCCCUUUUCGAAGCCGCUGAUUUACGCACUUUAUCACGAUUUAAAGAAGCCUCACAAACAGUUGAAAGAUGAUUCGAUUUAUAACUUCGUUGAAAGGAGAUUCGGGAAGGAAAUUGCUGAUUAUGCAAUUUCACCAAUGAUUUGUGGCAUCUGUGCUGGGGACGCUAAAGAGAUUUCAGUUAAAUUUUUAAUGAAAACUCUAUUUGAAUGGGAGCAAACCCACGGAGGCGUCGUAAAAGGUUUGAUGAAGUCAUUGUUCAGUUCGAAGACUGGAAAUGAAUUAGUACUAAGUGAUUUAGCAAGGAAGGCUCAGGAAGAAAAAUGGAGUGUUUACACGAUAAAAGGUGGCUUGGAAAUGUUUCCCAACAAACUGCAAGCCCACUUAAAAGAUAACAAUGUAACCAUGAACUUGAGUACAAAAGUUGAAGCCAUAGAAUUUGUGGACUCUGGAUCUGUUUCGUUAAAUAUUCAAACAGGAGAAAAGUUAUCAGUGAAUCAUGUGUAUUCUUCAAUACCAGCUUAUUGUCUAGCAAGCUUAGUACAAAAACAGCAUCCAGAAUUAGCUAAAACACUAAAAGAUAUACCAUUUGUAACUGUGGGAAUAGUAAAUUUGUAUUUUGCCACUCAAAAACCUUUGAUAAAGCCGGCAUUUGGUUUCUUAGUUCCUCCGAUUGAAAAUUCUCCCAUAUUAGGUGUAGUCUUUGAUUCGUGUUGUAUGCCAGAUCAAAAUGGAACUGUUUUAACAGUGAUGCUUGGAGGCAGAUGGUUUGAAGAAAAAUUUGGAAAAAAUACAACAUCGGAGAAUUUAUAUAACAUUGCUGUCAAAGAAGUAGGUUCGAUAUUGGAUAUUAAAGACAAACCAACAGCAUUUAAUGUGAAUAUUUUAAAUAGAUGCAUACCUCAGUAUGUAGUAGGACAUUAUGAGAGAGUUGAUGAGAUUAGACAAUACAUAAAAAGUAAUAAUUUGCCAAUUUCUUUAAUAGGCAGCAGUUAUGAUGGUGCCAACUAAAAGUAUAUUAUUAUGGUAUUAAACACUUGCUACACCCCUGACAAUGUUGAUGUCAAUGAAGAGACCACUCACACAUCAGCUGGGGCCAUAUGCUGCGAACGCAAUAAAAUAACUAGAACUCUGUUACAAGACUGAAGAAUAAAUAAAACUGAGACAGUAAUAUAUAUUUCUAUUGUAUAAUUUUUAAAAAUAUAUUUAAAAAUUAAAACUAUUUAUUAAAAAUUUAAAAAAUUAAAA